UUACUUCUUUUCCUCUUUUCACCUUAAAUUUUUUUGUACUUAACCCCACCACAAUCUCCUCCACAUCCUCUCCCUUCCACUACUAUUACCCCUCAACCCAAAUAUACACUAAAAACCAAAAAUUAAAGUAGAAAAAUCUUUGAUAUGUUGAAUUAUCAAACACCUCAUACCCUAGCAAACACUACUACCACCACCACCAAUAACAACAACAACACUACAACAGAAAAUCAUCAAGAAGAAGAAGAACAAAUCAGAGACAUACAUGCUUUAACCCCACCAAGACCUCCAUCAAAUAUUGGCCGUCGAAUCGAAACUUGGGAAACAAGUAGCCACAGAUCAUCAUCCAUUUCCGAAGUAGCAUCUAGUGAGAAUUUCUCUACUAUGAGCCGGGAAUUCAGCGCCCUCGUUCUCGCGGGAUCGUCAGUUAGCAACAAUCCCGCUAGCGAGAACGAGGUGAAUAAUCAUAUAUAUAAUAACAACAAUUAUAACAGUAAUAAUUUGGGGAGCAUCGGCGAAGAAGAAAAUGAUGCGCCGAUAGAAGAAACAAAUCCGUUAGCUAUUGUGCCGGAUAAUUAUAGUAAUACUUUAGAUCCGAUUAUUAUUAAUCCUUCAAGAAGGAUCAAUAAUAAUAAUAUUUUGAGAAAUAAUAUUGGAGAAGUUAGUAGUGUUCAAAGAGUGAAAAAAGAAGAAAUUGAAUCGAAGAUAAGUGCAUGGCAAAAUGCUAAAAUUUCGAAGAUUAAUAAUAGGUUUAAACGUGAAGAUGCUGUUAUUAAUGGAUGGGAAAGUGAAGAAGUACAAAAAGCUACUUCUUGGAUGAAGAAAAUUGAGAGGAAGCUGGAGGAGAAGAGAGUAAAAGCCCUAGAAAAGAUGCAAAAUGAUAUAGCAAAAGCACACAGAAAAGCAGAAGAAAAAAAGGCAUCAGCAGAAGCAAAGAGAGGAACAAAAGUAGCAAAAGUUGUUGAAAUUUCCAAUUUGAUGAGAGCUGUUGGCAGAGCUCCAGCUAAACGAUCCUUCUUUUAAUUAAAGAUCGUUAAUUUUGCUAGACUGUCUACGUCACAUUUCUUGGAAUGCGGACCUACAAGAACGCAUGAUAUUGGGAUGCGGACCUACAAGAACGCAUGAUAUUUUGUGCAUCAGAUUAAAAAAAAAAUUAAUAUUAAAAAAAUAGUUUAUGUAAUAUAUAUAUAUGUGUGUUUGGAAUUAAUAGUAGUCUGUUAAUUAGUCUAUUGGAGUCCUCUUUCUAUUUUUUAAAUGAUUGGGUACCCCUAUGGACAUACAAAAAUAUUAGUUUUUGCUAGUUUGUGUUUGAAUUAUUUAGUUGAAUACUUUCUAGUGGGAUUUUAGAGUGAUUUGUGUGUUAAAGACACUUUUGUACUGAUUUUUGGGAAGUUUAAUGUAUUUUCAAUGAGCUUAAGAAAGAAAA
Solanum pennellii is the source of this 1423-nucleotide messenger RNA. Its product is annotated as remorin 4.2. The coding region runs from base 145 to 1020 and encodes 291 amino acids. NCBI's taxonomy places the organism in Eukaryota, Viridiplantae, Streptophyta, Magnoliopsida, Solanales, Solanaceae. The record is from RefSeq and is a predicted model, not a curated record. The transcript is spliced from 2 exons.